Molecule: messenger RNA, 1788 nt
Organism: Gaeumannomyces tritici R3-111a-1
Lineage: Eukaryota; Fungi; Ascomycota; Sordariomycetes; Magnaporthales; Magnaporthaceae
Exons: 2
Coding region: 484-1788 (434 amino acids)
Source: RefSeq, a predicted model, not a curated record
CCUUGGCGUUCGUGGAUAUCUUGCUUCACGUCGAAUGUUCCGCACAAUGCACAGAUGGCACUUUGCUUGUCGUCAGUCACCAUCCUUGUGGAGAAACAUGACGCAUCACUGAUGAUUGGACCUUCGUAUUCUCGAGGGCCGCAAGGUUGGACGCCCGUUACCGACACAAAGUCAAACACUGUGUGGCAACGCUCAAAGGUUCUAGAUGCCCACCAAAGGCCUCCCUCGCAAAGCCAGACGGGAGUGCCGAGCUUCUAAGCUUCGGUUACUUAUCUGAGAACAGCUCGUCAACCAAAUUCCGUGGCGUGCCUUGACUUUCGGCACGCCGCCAAUGAAAACUCACCACCAAUCCCGCGAUGACGCCAAAACGCCUCAGAGGGAGGCGAGCCGCCUUUCCCUCCCCUCCCUCUCGCCUCGCUGAGAAGCCGGCCGGGGAGAAUACGACACCGGGCUCGCCCCGGGGAACGAAAAACCAAACCCACGAUGCGUCAUUGCCAUCAUCACAGCCACCCUCCCCACCUGCCGCCGGGCCUGGCCGCGCGCGGGGGGCACGGCUGGCCCGGGGCCUCGCAGGAUCAGCACCGCCGCCCCCGUCGCCGCUGGGCGCCGCCGGACCCGGGCUCGCUGCUCGCCCAGAUCGCCGCGCACACGGCGGAGCCACUGUGGAAGACGCCUCAGAACUGGACGCAGGCCCACGUCGACUUCUUCUGCUGCCGCUUCGAGGGCGCCGCCGAGGGCCCCCCGCAGGGCGGCGGCGUCCGGGCCCAGAGCAGCCAGGCCGUGUCGUCGCCGCGGCCGAAAUCCCGACGCGCCUCGUCCAUCAUGUCUUUGCUGUCUAAUAAGGAAAGGAGCGUGACGCCGACGGAUCAGACAUUGGCGGCGGAUCCGGACAAGUCCCUCACCGCGAUCGACGAGAGGCCGCCGGCGCCGCCAGGGUGGACGGCUUUUGGGCUGUUCCGUUUGGUGCUCGGCUGGUCGCUCCCCGCCGGCGGCGCGGCCUGCCCGGCGCUGUCGCGGCUGCUGCUGCGCGACGACGACGACGGCCAGCGGGCCGGGAUCAAGAAGAUGCUGGACAGGGGCACAGGGCUCGAGUUCCACUGCAAGCGCCAGGCGCUCUUUUUGCUGGUCGACGGCGCGCCGUGCGCCACGCUCGAGCUGAACCUGUGCGUGCCGUCGCAGCGGCGCCCGCCGGUGAGGAGCUGGCAGUCCUUGGACGGCCUCAUCCGCACCUUCUUCCGACGCCGCCGCAGCAGCAGCAGCAUUAGCAGUGACAAGAUGGCCCAGAAGGGCGACGACAAGGCGGGCGAGAAGCUGGCAGAAGACAGCAGGACGACGUCGGGCGCGACGACCCCGACCACGCCGCCCACGCCCCCGCUGACGCCACCACCACAGCCACAGCCGCAGCCGCAGCCGCAGUCGCCGCGCGUCUUCCCGGCCGCGGCGCUGGUCGGCGAGCACUCGCAGGCGGCGACGCUGCUGCGCGGGCUGGCGCUGGGCCACGUGGAGCUAGGCGGCGUGGACCAGGCGCGGGCCAACGGGCCCGUGGCGGCCACCAUGCGCAAGUGCCUGCGCGGCGUGACGCCCGCCGUGCGCCUGCACGACCCAUACCUGCUCGCCGUCGUCAUCGCCAUGGCGCAGGGCCAGGAGGCCUGGCGGGCCCGGCUCAGGGCCGACGACGAGGAGGUACUACGGCGGAACGGGGAGGAGUGGCUCUGCGAGGGCGGUUACAAGGUGCGUUGGCUUUUAUCUUUGGGCUUUGCUUCCUUGACGUUUAGGCAUGCUUGCUGA